Molecule: messenger RNA, 1341 nt
Organism: Saccoglossus kowalevskii
Lineage: Eukaryota; Metazoa; Hemichordata; Enteropneusta; Harrimaniidae
Cellular component (GO): membrane
Molecular function (GO): protein binding
Source: RefSeq, a predicted model, not a curated record
AUGGUGUCGUAUAAGGUGACAGUCGUGACCAAAACCAGCGUUCACAGUGCAUUUGGAUCACCCAUUUACAUACAGUUAAUUGGUAACGAGGAUUCAAGUGACGUCACCAUUCUUAAACCUGGUGACGAUGUCCCAGUCGACCCUGAUAACUACGCACUGUUUCAAGCUGGACAAACCGAUGUGUUCGACAUAGAUACCAAAUCUAUAGAUGAAAUCAAUCAAAUUAAAAUAGGGUUCUGUGAGACUGGAUUCGUAGACGGAUGGUCACCUCACUACAUUGCAAUUGAAAACUCUUCAACAAACAAGAACUCGUAUUAUGUUCACGACGGGGAUUUCAGGAAAUGGAAGGGUGGAAUUCUCACCCUGUCUGUAUCGAACAAUGCCCCACCGGACCCACAGGGCGCCAUUAAUAUUAUAAUGGGUCCCAUCCUUGGCUGCCGUGCAUUGUCUAUAGAAAAUGAAUACGAAGUGUGCGUCUUAAUUGUGACGUCAAAGAACGAGGCCACGUUGCCGCCUGUGACGUUCACUUACGUCACAGCUGACCAAAGCAAAUCAUCGAACGGAAGGAGCUGUGACGCCAUUGUCAUAGCUGAAUCGAAAGACAAAACACAGGCGCUACGAUUGGAGCGUUCCAUGGGACAACACUCAGGUACCUGUACAUAUACGCUACCUGAUGGGCGUAGUUUCGAUUGCUGUAUACAAUCUCAACGAUCGGCCCCUCGAUUUACAUUCGGGUCUUGUGCCGGUUUGACCGCUGAUGAUGAAAUAAAGGACCAUCCUAACAGAAAUAUUAUGUGGCUACACAUGCGCAACGAACAUGAAUCACAACCUGUUCAUUUAAUGGUAAUGGCUGGAGAUCAAGUCUAUGCGGAUAGUGUGAUAACACAGUGCCCAAGUCUGGUAAAAUGGUCAAAUUUGUCGAGAGAAGAGAGGGAGACUGCCCCACUUACUGAUGAAAUGAAAGAUGAAAUUGAUGAGUAUUUUUUCAACCUAUAUUGUACAAGAUGGCGAGAACCUGAACCAGCCUGGAUGUAUGCUCGGGUGCCUUCUAUUAUGAUGUUUAGAGAACCGGAUGACGUCAUGGGACCUAAAAGUGACAAAAAGAAGUCGGCAAAUAAAGGCAAUAAAGAAGACGGGACAAUACAUGGUACCAACUCGUCACUGGGUGGUUUCUCGGGUAGCCCUCCGCGUAAAGAAAAAAGUGCGUCACUGGAAGGAGAGGAAGUUUCCCUGGAAUUGGUUUAUUCUCUAUUGAAAGAGCUAAUGAAGAAAACAGAUAAACACUACGAAAAGGUUCAAAAGAUUCAGAUGAAACUAAAUGAAGUAGAAGAGCGUCGCUGA